Molecule: messenger RNA, 1296 nt
Organism: Salvelinus fontinalis (brook trout)
Lineage: Eukaryota; Metazoa; Chordata; Actinopteri; Salmoniformes; Salmonidae
Product: sodium/hydrogen exchanger 3-like
Exons: 7
Coding region: 1-1296 (431 amino acids)
Biological process (GO): sodium ion transport; proton transmembrane transport; regulation of pH
Cellular component (GO): apical plasma membrane; brush border membrane
Molecular function (GO): sodium:proton antiporter activity
Source: RefSeq, a predicted model, not a curated record
AUGCCAGCUCUAUGGCACUCCACGUUCUUCCUGGUGAUUGUGCUGCUUGCCAUCAGUAGGCCCAGCCUGGCAUCUCAGGCAGGUAAUGAUGACCUUCAGAUGGGCACAGAGCACAGGACUUACAAGGGCACAGAAAAUGGAACAACGAACCUUAUCACCACCCUGCCCAUCGUCACCUGGAACUGGCAAGAAAUUCAAUUCCCGUACCUGAUAGCACUCUGGAUCCUGGUCAGCUGGCUCUGCAAACUCAUGUUCCAGCUGAACCCCGGCCUGACCAGUGUGAUCCCGGAGAGCGGCCUCCUCAUUUGCAUCGGUUGGGUCCUGGGCGGCAUCAUCUACUGGGCAGACAAGGUGCAGACCUUCAGGCUGCAGCCCUUCAUCUUCUUCUACUACCUGCUGCCUCAGAUCGUCCUGGACUCGGGCUACUCAAUGCCCAACAAGCUGUUUUUCAGCAACUUGGGCUCCAUCCUGGUUUACGCUGUUAUUGGCACCUGCUGGAACGCUGCCACUUUGGGACUCGCCCUUUGGGGGUGCUGGUUGGGCGGGGCCAUAGGUGGUAUUGACAUUGGCCUUCUGCAGUUGCUGUUGUUUGGGAGUCUGAUUGCUGCUGUGGACCCUGUGGCUGUGAUUGCUGUGUUUGAGGAGGUCCAUGUCAACGAGGUCCUGUACAUCCUGGUGUUUGGGGAGUCCCUUCUCAACGACGGCGUCACAGUGGUGCUGUUCAAUGUGUUUAAUGCAUUUGUGACGCUUGGAGGGGCAAAAAUCAACGCUGUCGAGAUCAUCAAAGGCAUAGUCUCGUUCUUGGUGGUGGCGCUCGGAGGCUCCCUGGUUGGCGUUAUCUUUGGUCUGCUGAUCUCGCUCUUGACCAGAUGCACCAAGAACAUCCAGAUUAUCGAGGCAGGCUUCGUCUUCGUCCUGGGCUACCUCUGUUACCUCACAGCCGAGAUGUUCUCGUUGUCUUCUAUCCUUUCGUGUACGUUCUAUGGCGUCUGCUGUCAGAAGUAUAUCAAUGCCAACAUGGACGAGAGGUCAGUCAGCACGGUACGAUACGUAAUGAAGGUGUUCGCAAAUGGCUCAGAGACCAUCAUCUUCGUCUUCCUCGGCAUCACGGCCAUAGAUCCGUCUAUAUGGGUGUGGAACACAGCCUUUAUCUUCCUCACUCUCCUCUUCAUCUUUGUGUUCAGGUUCAUAGGGGAUCCGGCCACUCGAUCUGGUCGCGGCUCGCCUACAGACAUCAAAGAACCCAAACUCCAGUGGAGGAAUGGCAUCUUCUGUCUUCGAGGCUGUCCCACCUAA